Ostreococcus tauri is the source of this 1614-nucleotide messenger RNA. RefSeq names its product 23S rRNA (uracil(1939)-C(5))-methyltransferase RlmD. The transcript has a single exon. Gene Ontology annotation, biological process: RNA processing. Lineage: Eukaryota; Viridiplantae; Chlorophyta; Mamiellophyceae; Mamiellales; Bathycoccaceae. The record is from RefSeq and is a predicted model, not a curated record. The coding region runs from base 1 to 1614 and encodes 537 amino acids.
AUGCGUCUGCGCCACGCGUGCGCGCGUCUCGCCCGCGUCGGCGCCCGCUCUCGACCAUCGCACCAGCCCCACCGACCGAUGACACGCGUGCCUCUACACGCCGCGUCCGUGGGCGACGUGUACACGGUCGAGUGCGUCGACCUCGCGAGCACGGGUGAGGGCGUGUGCAGACUUCCAGACGGUUUGGUUCUCUUGUGCGCCAACACCGCGCCGGGAGAGGUCUUGGAGGUCGAGUUAAGCUCGGUCGGGAGGUCUUUCGCGCGUGGAAUGAAGUUGUCGAGCGUGCGCGCGAGCCCGUCGUGCGUGACGCCGCCGUGUAGACACUACGCGCGGUGCGGCGGCUGCGCGUGGCAACACGUCGAUUACGAGACGCAGCGAGAGCGGAAAGGUCGGACGGUGCGAGAAGCGUUGACGCGUGUCGGCCGAUUCGUAGAUGGGGAUGACUUGACUUCGGCGUGCGUUGGGACGAAGGAGACGACAAGGUACAGAAAUAAGAUGGAGUUCGCGUUCGGGAGCGACGCGAGUGGCGGCGUGGUGGUCGGUUUGCGGCCGAGAGGCACGAACGAUUCGAUCGUCGAUCUCGAGUUUGGGUGCUUGCUACAGAGCGAAGCGGCGGAUGAUGUGCUAUCGGCGGUGCGGGCGUCGCUGAAGAGGGUGCGCGGACGCAUUGAUGCGUUCGAUAGGACGACGGGAAAAGGAACGCUUCGCAGCGUGACUAUUCGCACGGCGACAAGCGGAGACGGUAAGAGAUCCCUCAUGGUGGAUUUAGCAACGACAGCGAGCGAAAAGGAGCUCACGAGUGGAGCGCUCGCUGAGUUGAUCGCGGAUAUCACGAAGCACGAGGCUGUUACUAGUGUUGUGCACACGACGGUACCAGCGGAAGCUGAGCUUCGACGAGCGGGAGUCGGGAGAAGCGCCAAGUUUGUCAAGGGUGGCAAGAAACCAAUCUCGAAGAGGAAAGUCGUGACGCUUUACGGUGAAAAUAAAAUUGUGGAAACACUACAUGGGGUGAAGUUUGAACUGUCUUCGGCAUCAUUUUUUCAGACGAACACUGAGCAAGCGGCUCGCCUCGUGCGAGAAGUCGUCGCGGGGUGCGGCUUCGCUGGCGAUCGAUCUGAGACCGUACUCGAUUUAUUUUGUGGCGUGGGGACGAUGGGAUUGAGUGUGGCGUCGAACGCAAAGCGAGUAAUAGGGUGGGAAGUCGUCCCAGAGGCUGUGGAGGACGCGAGGCGAAACGCAGAAAUCAACGGUAUCACCAACGCAGAUUUCUACCGCGUCGAUUUAUCCCGCUUGAACCCGUCGAAGGGCACCAAAGCGCUGUUGACGACUCCACAGGGCGAUGUGCUUCCGAUGCCGGACAUAGUUAUCACGGAUCCGGCGCGACCGGGAAUGGACGCGUCGCUCAUCGCCAUUUUGCGCACCAUCGGAGCGAGACGAAUCGUGUACGUCUCGUGCAAUCCCGCAACGCAAGCUCGUGAUUUGGCCCUGAUUACCGCUCCCUCUCAGGGUUCACAGGACGCAGCGUACGUGUUGAAACUGUGCACGCCGGUGGACAUGUUCCCGCACACCGCGCACGUAGAAUCAGUCGCGGUACUCGAUCGAAUCAACGCGUGA